Molecule: messenger RNA, 387 nt
Organism: Leptidea sinapis
Lineage: Eukaryota; Metazoa; Arthropoda; Insecta; Lepidoptera; Pieridae
Exons: 1
Coding region: 1-387 (128 amino acids)
Source: RefSeq, a predicted model, not a curated record
AUGAAGAGCACGAAGAUCAGCUGCCAUAUAGGGAACGUUUGCGUGAAUAACCUAAGCUAUGCGGAUGACAUGGUGCUCCUCAGCCCCUCGAUCAAGGGGUUAAGGAAGCUGCUUUCGGUCUGUGAGCACCAUGGGAAUGCGCACGAACUGAAAUACAACGUUUCUAAAACUGAAAUGAUGGUGUUUGAGGCAAGACAUCCUCCGGAGAGAGUACCCAGUGUGUUUUUGUACGACACGGUGGUUGGUGUAGUUAAGCAGUUUAGGUACCUAGGACAUUUGUUGACGGAACUGUUGUAUGACGAUGAUGACAUUGAGCGCGAGCGGAGGUCCUUGCAGUCAGAGGCAACAUGCUCGCUCGACGAUUUGCAAAAUGCAGUAAGGAUAUAG